Messenger RNA from Drosophila elegans, 2520 nucleotides. RefSeq names its product G2/mitotic-specific cyclin-A. The record is from RefSeq and is a predicted model, not a curated record. Gene Ontology annotation, molecular function: cyclin-dependent protein serine/threonine kinase regulator activity. Gene Ontology annotation, biological process: regulation of cyclin-dependent protein serine/threonine kinase activity; mitotic cell cycle phase transition. NCBI's taxonomy places the organism in Eukaryota, Metazoa, Arthropoda, Insecta, Diptera, Drosophilidae. The transcript is spliced from 7 exons. Bases 425 to 1897 code for a protein of 490 amino acids. Gene Ontology annotation, cellular component: nucleus; cyclin A2-CDK2 complex; cytoplasm.
ACGUGUUGACCGGGAAAAAAUCAAACGAAGCCAGCAAUUGAAUUUCAGCCGCGAUCCACACAAGUACGGAGCUUAAAAAUAGUGAGUAAUAGAAGAGUCCGUGCGAGCGUAUUUAAAACAAGGAAACAAAUUCCAACGCUCCCGUGACGCAAAAUGCUGUAGAAAUUGAAAGUCAAAUGAAUUCUGUACAAAACUGUGUGUGUGCGUGUAAUUCAAGCGUCAAUUUUUUGAUGAUAAAAUUUGCCUUCGCUUAUACAUGUGUGCGUCGUUGAGCAUAUGAGCCUGUGAUAGUGUGUGUUGGUGUGAGCGCCGAGCAUAAGAAAAACAACAACAACAGCGACGCUUAGCGAAAGAGAGGAACAAAGAGAAGACGAGACAAGACUCCAUCUUAGCAAACGAAGAAAGGAACAAAAAGGAGCUCACGAUGGCCAGUUUCCAUAUCCAUCAAGACGUUAGCAACAAGGAGAAUCCGGGCGUUACGAUUCCGGCCGGAGUGAAAAACGCCAAGCAACCGCUGGGUGUAAUCGCUGCGAAAUCGGAGAAAAAUGCGCUUGCGCCGCGGUCGAAUUUCGCCGUGCUCAAUGGCAACAACAAGCCGCGUCCGACCGGGAAAGUGCAAGUCUUCCGUGACGUAAGGAACCUCAAUGUCGAUGAAAACGUGGAAUAUGCCGCCAAGAAAUCGAAUGUGGUGCCCGUGGUGGAGCAGUUCAAGACCUUCUCCGUAUACGAGGAUAACUGCGACACUCAGGUGGCGCCACCCGGCAAAUCAUUGGCCUCCAUGGCCGAUAAAGAAAACCAAUACGCCGUAAAGAUUGAUGGGGUGGAAAAGGAGCUAGUUGGCUGUGAUCUGGAUGGCACGCCCAUGUCCGUCACGGAUUUAAUGUCACCCAUGUCCGUGGAUCGCUCGGUUCUUGGUAGCAUACAGUCAACCGACGACAUCGCAUCGGGAGCCACGCCAGGUGAACAAGUCAAGGAGCUGCCUCCACGCAAUGAUCGCGAACGGUUCUUCGAAGUGGUCCAGUACCAAAUGGACAUACUCCAGAAUUUCCGGGAGAGCGAGAAGAACCAUCGCCCGAAGCCACUCUAUAUGCGCAGGCAGAAAGACAUUAGUCACAAUAUGCGCUCCAUCCUGAUUGAUUGGCUGGUGGAAGUUUCCGAGGAGUACAAACUGGACACUGAGACGCUCUACCUAUCCGUCUUCUAUCUGGAUCGCUUCUUGAGCCUGAUGGCGGUGGUUCGCUCAAAAUUGCAGCUGGUGGGCACAGCAGCCAUGUAUAUUGCCUCUAAAUACGAGGAGAUCUAUCCUCCAGAUGUCGGUGAGUUUGUGUUCCUCACUGACGAUAGCUACACCAAGGCCCAAGUGCUGCGCAUGGAGCAGGUCAUCCUGAAGAUUCUCUCCUUUGAUCUGUGCACACCAACUGCCUAUGUCUUUAUCAACACGUACGCGGUGCUGUGCGACAUGCCCGAGAGACUGAAGUUCCUCACGCUGUACAUAUCCGAAUUGUCGCUGAUGGAGGGCGAGACGUAUUUGCAAUAUUUGCCCUCACUGAUGUCGUCUGCAUCACUUGCAUUGGCUCGUCACAUUCUGGGCAUGGAGAUGUGGACGCCGCGGCUGGAGGAGAUCACUACCUACAAACUGGAGGACAUGAAAAUUGUGGUCCUGCAGCUUUGUCAAACCCACAAAUCGGCGAAGGACCUCAACACGCAGGCCAUGCGGGAAAAGUACAAUAGAGACAAGUACAAUAAGGUAGCUAUGAUCGAAUCAAUUGAGCUGACCAAGGAGGACUUUGAUCAGCUCAACCAGGCCUACAAUGCCAAGCAAAAUGAGAAGCAGCAGCAACAACAGCAACAGGAGGUCAAUUCCAAAUCGAACGUGAAUUUGUUUUAUAAGUUUUAAGUGUUUAGUGCCGCUGCCAUGGUCAAAUUUUAUUUUAGUUUAGUGUUUCCAUGUACCAUUUCGUAGUUUUAGAUUUAAGUAUACACAAAAUGGAGGAAUCGAAUCGAAUCGCAGUUCGGUGCCACAAAAACCAGUUGCAUCCAAGCUCUGCAUUGGUUGGUCGAUUGGCAAGCUCCCGUAACAAAACAAACAAGUACUGGACAAUUCUAUAUGCGCGCCAUAUAGAAGAUUAGUUGCCAACAAGUACGCACACUAUCCACCAUCAAACAUUCACGUCUGUCCACGGUGAGAGCUUGCCACGCCAAGCGUGAGCAGAAGGAACUGCGGCAGUCUUGGAAAUCCAACCGACCAACAACGAGCCAAACGAAAAAGCAGAAGACCGACCCUCCAGCAUUCACAUUCUGCUAAGGCUACCGAUAUUUUAUAUAUUUUACGUUACCGCUUCAACAAUCUCUGUUCUCUAUGUAUUUAUAAAUUGAAUCAUGUGAAUGUAUACAAUGUGUCUUUAGCAGAAACAGCUAGCUUGAGGAAUUAUUUUACACAAACAUAUUUAUAUACUAACUAUUAGGCCAUGAAUGUUCUGUGAACCACGAAACAAAUACAAUCGUAAAUUUUACAAAAGA